CGCUUCCCCACAUCCAAGUCAUACCCAACAAACCCACUAAAACCAAACCAAACCAAAAUCCAAGCCUAAACCGCCUUUCCUAUACCCUAAAACCGGAUCCAAAGCAUUCAAUAGGGUCCCUUUAAUGUGCUUGAAAUAAAAGAGAAAAUAUCCAGACCUUGCGUUAUUAACCCACAAUCGAAGUGGAUCUCGGAUCUUCUCAUCUUAUCCGAUCCGCUUCUGUCCAACGAACAAACCCAUACCGGAUCCUAUCUUUUCUCCUUUCCCCUUUUCAACAAAAACCUUUCCGGAUCCCCUGAUCGGACUCUGUGACUUCCAACAAUCCAAAACAAAAAUCGAAGCUUCUGCUUUAAUCCAUACUUGCCCCACAGAACCUUAUGCAAUGGAAAUUUCAACUGAACCAGCCAUUAAGAAACCAAAGAGGUUAACUUCUGUAGUGUGGAAUCACUUUGAAAGGGUCAGGAAGGCUGACGUAUGUUAUGCUGUUUGUGUACACUGUAACAAGAAACUCAGUGGAUCAAGUAACAGCGGAACUACACAUCUGAGGAAUCACUUACUACGAUGCUUAAAACGAUCUAAUUGUGACUUGUCACCACUACUUGCAAAGAGAAGGAAAAAGGAAACUUCCCUUAGCCUUCCAAAUGUUAGCUAUGAUGAAGGGCAAAGAAAAGAUGAAUAUCUAAAGACUGCGAUAAUAAAAUAUGAUCAGGACCAGAGAAAAGAUGAUGUUAUCAGCCUGGGAAGUAGUAGGUUUGAUCAAGAGCGGAGUCAGCUUGAUCUUGCCCGCAUGAUCAUAGUACAUGGUUAUCCUUUGGCUAUGGUUGAGCAUGUGGGAUUCAAAAAAUUUAUCAAAAACCUCCAGCCUUUAUUUGAGUUUGUGCCAAAUAGCUCCAUUGAACUCUCCUGUGUGGACAUUUAUGUGAAAGAGAAACAGAAAGUAUAUGAGAUGAUAAAUAGAUUGCAAGGCAGAAUUAACCUUUCCAUUGAAAUGUGGUCUUCUCCAGAAAACACGGAGUACUUGUGUUUGACAUCGUAUUUUAUCGAUGAGGACUGGAAAUUGCAAAAGAAGAUUAUAAAUUUCAUGACACUUGAUUCUUCUCACACUGAAGAUAUGCUUUCAGAAGUUAUUAUUAAGUGCCUCAUGGAUUGGGACAUUGAGUGCAAGCUGUUUGCCAUGACAUUUGAUGAUUGUUCCUCUGAUGAUGAUAUUGUCCUUAGAAUCAAGGAUCGAAUCUCUCAAAACAGGCCCCUUUUGAGUAAUGGCCAGUUAUUUGAUGUGCGUUCAGCUGCACAUGUUUUGAAUUCGAUUGUUCAAGAUGCCAUGGAAGCACUUCGAGAAGUUACCCAAAAAAUUCGAGCAAGUGUUAGACAUGUUAAAAGUUCACAGGUAACACAAGGGAAAUUUACGGAGAUAUCCCAGCAACUUGGAAUCACCAGUCAGAAGAUCUUGGUUCUUGACUCCCCAAUUCAAUGGAACUCAACAUAUCUAAUGCUUGAAACGGCCUUAGAGUACAGGGGCUCAUUUUCUCUGCUGCAAGAGCAUGACCCAGCGUAUACAACAGCCUUAACUGAUACAGAGUGGGAAUGGACAAGUUCCAUCACUAGUUAUUUGAAACUUUUUGUUGAAAUCACUAAUGUCUUUUCUGGGAACAAAUGCCCCACGGCAAAUAUGUAUUUCCCUGAGAUUUGUGAUGUUCAUAUUCAAUUAAUUGAAUGGUGCAAGAGCUCAGAUAAUUUCCUUAGCUCCAUAGCAUCUCAGAUGAAAGCCAAGUUUGAUAAAUAUUGGAUCAAGUGUAGUUUAGCUUUGGCAGUAGCAGCCAUCUUAGAUCCACGAUUCAAGAUGAAAUUAGUAGAAUAUUAUUAUUCUCAGAUAUAUGGUAGUACAGCUCUCGAUCGAAUCAAAGAAGUUUCAGAUGGUAUUAAAGAACUUUUUAAUGCUUAUUCUAUUUGUUCAACAUUAGUGGAUCAAGGUUCAGCUUUGCCUGGCAGCAGUUUACCAAGUACCAGUACUGAUAGUAGAGACAGAUUAAAGGGCUUUGACAAGUUCUUGCAUGAGACUUCUCAAAGUCAGAGUGUAGCAUCAGAUUUAGACAAAUAUUUAGAGGAACCAGUCUUCCCUCGCAAUUGUGAUUUCAAUAUACUGAACUGGUGGAAGGUUCACACGCCGAGGUAUCCUAUCUUGUCAAUGAUGGCACGUGAUGUUCUAGGGACACCAAUGUCUACUGUUGCACCAGAAUCCGCAUUCAGAACUGGAGGUAGGGUGCUGGAUAGUCAUAGAAGUUCACUAAAUCCAGACAUUCGACAAGCUCUAAUAUGUGCACGGGAUUGGUUGCGAGGGGAACCCGAAGAGCUCAACCCGUCCUCUGCAUUAGCGCUCUACGUUGAAGGAAAUUAGUCUUGCCAUGGUCGAUGAAUGUGUUCUCAGCUACAUGGUGUCCCUGUUUUCAACACUUGAGCAUCCUCCUGGUGGGACUGUAGUUAAAUUUCUUUUGUAUGUCCAUAUUUUAGUGUGAGUAGAUUGGUGAUUGUGUGGAGUUGAUCCAUCAUCAAGAAGCCAUUUGUACAGUUGAGGACAGUGAUUGAAUGUUUAGAUUGACAAUUUAGAUUGAGGAAACCUACUCUUACAUUGUGGAUAAUGAUGCCAUUCCUGUUCCUGUCCUUUCACUUUCCAGGAUGCGGACAUCAGACAUCUGUUGGGCAGAGCCCAGUUUUCUUGAAAGUUUUAUAUGUAAGAUGAAAUUGAAACUAAAUAUAGGCCUAGUUUGCUAUAA
Molecule: messenger RNA, 2771 nt
Organism: Ricinus communis (castor bean)
Lineage: Eukaryota; Viridiplantae; Streptophyta; Magnoliopsida; Malpighiales; Euphorbiaceae
Product: zinc finger BED domain-containing protein RICESLEEPER 1-like
Exons: 4
Coding region: 383-2395 (670 amino acids)
Molecular function (GO): DNA binding; protein dimerization activity
Source: RefSeq, a predicted model, not a curated record